This is a messenger RNA of Penaeus chinensis, 1025 nucleotides long. Its product is annotated as charged multivesicular body protein 1a-like. The transcript has 5 exons. The coding region runs from base 148 to 777 and encodes 209 amino acids. NCBI's taxonomy places the organism in Eukaryota, Metazoa, Arthropoda, Malacostraca, Decapoda, Penaeidae. The record is from RefSeq and is a predicted model, not a curated record. Gene Ontology annotation, biological process: endosome transport via multivesicular body sorting pathway; protein transport; late endosome to vacuole transport. Gene Ontology annotation, cellular component: multivesicular body; ESCRT III complex.
GAGAAGAACAAGACAGUGAGUCACCUUCGAGCGCUCGGGAAAGCUCAUUGACAAAAAUUCCUCGUGUCUUUGGCCCUCCGUAAAAGUUCACAUAUACAUAUAUAUAUUUUUUUUAUUUACUGUAGAGCAUCAUCCAACACUGUCAUCAUGCCUUGGUUUGGAGAAGACCCGCAGAAGAAGAUGAUGGAUUGCAUGUUUGAGCUGAAGAUGUGUGAAAAGCAGAUGGAAAGGCUGUCCAAGAAAGCAGAAAAGGAGCAAAUGGCGCAGAAGAAGAAGAUGGUGACAGCGAUGAAGCAGGGCAACGUCGAGGGUGCCAGGAUCUACGCUGAGAACUGUAUCCGGAAAAAGCAGGAAUCACUCUCGUACCUGCGCAUGGCUUCUAGGCUCGAUGGUGUCAAGUCCAGAGUCCAGUCAGCGAUGGCCAUGCAGGGCGUGACUAAGAACAUGAGUGGAGCUGUCGGCUCUCUUGACAAGGCCCUCAAAGCCAUGGAUCUUGAGAAGAUUUCACACGUCAUGGGCCAGUUCGAGUCACAGUUUGAGGAUCUGGAUGUCAGGACUAAUGUGAUGGAAGACAGCAUGGCUGCAGCAACAACCCUUAGCACCCCCAAGAGUGAUGUUGAUGCCCUCAUCCAGCAGGUGGCUGAAGAGGCAGGGCUUGACAUGGUGUCUGCCCUUCCCGAAAUGGAUAGCGUGGGUGAACUCUCCACCGUUGGCGAAAAGACCAAAGCCAAGGAGAUGGAUGAACUCGACCAGAGGCUUGCCUCACUCAGGAACUAAUUCCCUUCUGCUCUGUCCUUUUGCCUCUUUACCUCCUCUUCCUCAUCUUUGUUUUUGUCGUCCUGCUAUUUGAGCGAUGCCAUCAUUCACCAGGCCUUCAUUUCUUCUUACUGUUGUGUUCGGCAGAGGGUGAUAGUUAGGGUAUUUUUAUUCUUUACUUUUCACAUUUUCAAUUUCUAGAACUGUUUCACACACAGACAGACAGACACACAGACAGACAGACAGACAGACAGACAGACAGACAGACA